Marasmius oreades (fairy-ring Marasmius) is the source of this 950-nucleotide messenger RNA. RefSeq lists its product as uncharacterized. Gene Ontology annotation, biological process: mismatch repair; reciprocal meiotic recombination. The coding region runs from base 36 to 950 and encodes 304 amino acids. Gene Ontology annotation, molecular function: ATP binding; ATP-dependent DNA damage sensor activity; mismatched DNA binding. Gene Ontology annotation, cellular component: nucleus. The transcript has 6 exons. Lineage: Eukaryota; Fungi; Basidiomycota; Agaricomycetes; Agaricales; Marasmiaceae. The record is from RefSeq and is a predicted model, not a curated record.
CCAACAUCCACAAGGAUAGACAAGCUUCGACAACGAUGUCCACACAAUCUCUUGCCGUUACCUCAAGAACAUUUGCAUUUGCUCGGAAUAGUGCUCAAGGUAGGCCGCAAACAGGUCAAAGUCUGCCUGCUACGAAUGAUAGCGGUGGAUCUUGGACAGCCCAAACACGACCUGCAACCGGUAGACCCCAGACAGCCGCCUCAACUCGUUACGAAGGAAACUAUAUCAUCACAAUCCUAGAGGGAAGAGGUAUUGCAAGGGAGGUGGGUAUGGCUGCCCUAGAUAUGGAUACCGGUCGUGUUGUUCUUGUACAGCUUGCAGAUUGCCAGACAUAUGUGAAAACGUUGCAUCAACUACAUCGACAUCAACCCUCGAUGAUUCUGGUUCCAGAUACCUUCUUGAGCGCCCAAGAUAGAGGACGGGCUAAACGAACUAAUCAGUCCACUACGUCUAUGCUCGUCGAACUGGUGCGAGAAGAGUUUCAAGGCACUCCGAUAGAGACGAUACCGAGAAAGUAUUGGAAUGAAGAGGCUGGGCUAGAGUUCAUCCAGCAGCUUUGCGUCGAAGACGAAGAGCGUGCGGGAACUAUUCUUGCCGUUUCUAAUAAAUAUUACGCUCUUUCAGCUAGCUCUGCUCUAUUCAAACAUGCCGAGGUCAGGCUUAAUACUCGUUUUGCCUCAGGAUCGCUCCGCAUCCGUUAUGUUCCCGUCGAGGGAACGAUGAUGAUUGAUCCAGAAAGUGCGAAAAACCUUGAACUGGUUCAAAGCAUGGCAUAUAAGAAGUCUGCGCAUUCUUUAUUCGGUGCUUUGAAUCAUACCUAUACCCCGAUGGGCUUGCGUUUGCUCCGUGUCAACGUCUUGUCACCGCUUACUGUGCAAUCUUCUAUCGAUGCACGACUAGACGUCGUAGAUGGUAAUCCACUUGAUGCGUCUAAAAUUCCCGACCUCUAA